Dovyalis caffra is the source of this 729-nucleotide messenger RNA. The record is from the annotation of a GenBank genome assembly. NCBI's taxonomy places the organism in Eukaryota, Viridiplantae, Streptophyta, Magnoliopsida, Malpighiales, Salicaceae.
AUGGAAGGAAAUUUGAAUGAAUUUCGAGUAGGGAAGCUGCCAACUGUCAUCUACGUGCCUAAUUUUAUCACACAGACAGAAGAAUCUCAUCUUCUACAAAAGAUUUACGAAGCCCCUUUAUCAAAGUGGAAAUCUUUGAAGAACAGAAAACUUCAGAAUUGGGGUGGUGUUGUCCACGAAAAGGGUCUUCUACCUCAAGACUUGCCUCCCUGGUUAACGAAGAUUACACAAAGAAUAUCAGAAGAAUCAGGGUUGUUCCCCUCAGCAAUUAAUCACGUUCUCAUCAAUGAAUACCUUCCUGAUCAAGGAAUUAUGCCCCACCAGGAUGGACCUGCAUAUUUUCCCGUUGUAGCUAUACUUUCUCUUGGAUCGCCUGUUGUCAUGGACUUCACUCCGCAUUCAAGGUUAAGAACAUGUACAGAUGCAUUGACAAAUGAUGUUGAUGAACAAAAUUUUGGCAGAGAAGCUAAAGAGACUGAGACAGAACAGAUGGAUAAUCCCGAACCUUCUUCUGCUCAAUAUGGCUUGUGUUCUCAAAUCGUCCCUUUUCAGGCAAUAAAUGAAGUUGAAGCUCUUCGUGAUAAACUCAAUGAACCCUUCUUUGGCUCUGAGAGUGCUGUUCAAGCUGUGGGAGGGGGAGAUCUGAAGGUCAUCCAUCGGGCAACAAAAAGAAUUUCAUUGACUUGUCGAUUAGUGUUGAAGGUUCACAAGAACAUAUUUAAGGUUUAA